Molecule: messenger RNA, 510 nt
Organism: Gigantopelta aegis
Lineage: Eukaryota; Metazoa; Mollusca; Gastropoda; Neomphalida; Peltospiridae
Product: KRAB-A domain-containing protein 2-like
Exons: 1
Coding region: 1-510 (169 amino acids)
Biological process (GO): DNA integration
Molecular function (GO): nucleic acid binding
Source: RefSeq, a predicted model, not a curated record
AUGGCUACUCUGAGGAUUUAUCAUAGUUCAGAGCAGUUCCUACUUCCUUUAAUGUACUGUUACACAGAGAGAGGUGUCAAUAGUUCAUCUCAACCAGAUGCUGCUGAACCUUUCAAGUCGACUGCAUUGUUUGUCAAGAGAAGAGGAAACGUCCAAAAGACUACAGGUGUUGUUGUCAAGCCUAUUGUUUCCAACAAAUUCUACUCUCAUGGUCAAGUUGAUCUUGUCAACAUGCAGUCAUCCCCACAAGACCAGCUCAAGUGGAUCAUGGUUUACCAGUGUCACCUCACAAAGUUUGUUAUCCUGAGGCCCCUGUCUUGCAAGAGAGCUGCUGAAGUUGCCUUUCAACUGAUGGAUAUAUUCCUCCUCUUCGGUGCACAAGCCAUCCUUCAGAGUGACAACGGCUUAGAAUUCCUAGCCCAAGUCAUCACAGAGCUAAAAGAGUUGUGGCCACAGUUCAUCAUGGUUCAUGGCAAGCCCAGACAUCCCCAAAGCCAGGGUUCUGUUUAA